Molecule: messenger RNA, 3891 nt
Organism: Nymphaea colorata (pocket water lily)
Lineage: Eukaryota; Viridiplantae; Streptophyta; Magnoliopsida; Nymphaeales; Nymphaeaceae
Product: protein SEMI-ROLLED LEAF 2-like
Exons: 20
Coding region: 308-3358 (1016 amino acids)
Source: RefSeq, a predicted model, not a curated record
UAAAACGGUUCCGUUAAAAUGGUUCCGCUGCGAGCGAAGGACGGAGAGUGUUCUUCGGCGACCGCCUGUCCACAAUUCCCUCCCUCUUUCUCUCUAUGUCUCUCUCGCCUCCUUCUCCGGUUGGAGGAUGGCGGAGAUCCGGCGUGCCUUUUCGUGAACCUUUCCGUGGAUCUCCGGCCGUUUCCCUCUCGAGAAUUCAUCGUUGAAAAUCUGUGGUUUGAUCGAGGGAGGAAGAAGGGUCGAGUCAUAUAUAUACAUAUACACGCCUGUUAUUCGUCCUUUUACAAGUUUUCUCUAACUCUGGAACAUGGGAAUGGUCUCGAGGGCCGUAUUACCUGUGUGCGAGAGUCUCUGUUUCUUCUGUCCAUCAUUGCGCACUAGGUCAAGGCAGCCGGUCAAACGGUACAAGAAGCUUCUUGCUGAUAUUUUCCCUAAAUCGCAGGAUGAAGAUCCAAAUGAUCGGAAGAUUGGUAAACUAUGUGAAUAUGCUGUCAAAAAUCCUUUACGUGUGCCAAAGAUAACAGACUAUCUUGAAGAAAAAUGUUACAAGGAAUUGCGCAACGAGCAUUUUGGAUAUGCAAGAGUUGUUGUAUCUAUUUACAGGAAGCUAUUAGUUUCAUGCAAAGGACAGAUGCCACUUUUUGCAGGUAGCUUGUUGAGUAUUAUACGCACUCUUUUGGACCAAACCCGGCAAGAUGAGAUGCAGAUAUUAGGUUGCCAGACACUUGCAGAUUUUAUUUUCAAUCAGGUUGACAGCACUUACAUGUUCAACAUAGAAAGUCUUGUACCAAAACUUUGUCAGCUAGCCCAGGAAAUGGGAGGUGAUGAAAGGUCAGAACUUCUGCGUUCAGCAGGAUUACAAGCCCUUGCAUCAAUGGUUUCUUUCAUGGGAGAGCACUCUCACAUUUGUUCAGAUUUUGACGAUGUUGUUUCAGUGGCCUUGGAAAAUUAUGGAAGUACAAAAACAAAGAGUGAGAAUCCUAGUGAAGGGAAUCAAUACCCUAAUGAUCGGUGGGUGCAAGAAGUGCUUAAAGUUGAAGGACACUUUUUUCCACUGCCAAAUGCUGUGGUGAGGCUUCCUUCUUGGAACAGGAUCGUUAAUGAUAAAGGCGAAGUGAAUCUUACUGUUGACGAGGCCAAGGAUCCAAAAAUUUGGUCCAGAGUUUGCAUGCAUAACAUGGCUAGGCUAGCUAAGGAGGAGAUCACUACCAGGCGUGUCCUCGAGUCUCUUUUUCGUUACUUUGACAAUGGAAAUCUGUGGUCACCUCAGGAUGGUCUUGCACUUCCAGUUUUGUUAGAUAUGCUUUUCUUAAUGGAGAAAGCAGGACGAAAUGGGCAUCUGCUGUUGUCUAUCUUAAUCAAGCAUAUUGAUCACAAGAGUGUUGUGAAGCAACCCAGCAUGCAGGUUGAUAUUAUACAAGUUACAGUAUGCCUUGCACAGCAUGCGAAGGUUAAAAGAUCUGUAUCUAUGAUUGGUGCUGUGAGUGAUUUAAUGAGACAUUGGCGGAAAACCAUGAAUUUAUCUGAAGAUGAAAAUAUUGGUGAUGACAUAAUAAAGUGGAACAAGGAGUUUCGUUUAGCUAUAGAAGAGUGCCUUAUACAGCUGUCUCACAAGGUGGGUGAUGCUGGGCCUUUGUUGGACAUGUUGGCUGUGAUGCUGGAGAAUAUCUCAACUACCGCUGCUAUUGCUAGAAGAACAAUUUCUGCUGUUCACCGCAUGUCCCAGAUAGUAGCAUCCAUACCAACUUUAUCACUUCAUAAUAAGGAUUUUCCAGAAGCUUUAUUUCAUCAGUUGCUCUUAGCAAUGGUUCAUCCAGACCACGAGACACGAGUUGGUGCCCAUCAUAUUUUUUCUGUUGUUCUUGUUCCAUCUUCUGUUAAUCCUCCACAGGCUUCAGGCUUACCAGAUCUUCAUAGGGCACUCUCUAGAACUGUUUCAGUGUUUUCUUCUUCAGCUGCUAUUUUUGAGAAGCUAAGGAAAGAAAAGUCUUCUUUAAGGGAAAGUGUUCGUUCAGAGGGUUAUGUUACAGAGGCAUCACGAAGAAGUGAUCAUGAUGCUAAAUUUUAUUCAUUGCAAUCAUCACGUCGGGUUGCUAGUGUGAAAAUUGCCCCAUUGACAUCUGCGGUAGACAAAAAAAGUGUGGGUGACUAUAAGGAGCUGGAAUUUAUUUCUCUUCGUUUAAGCAGUCACCAAAUCACACUCCUAUUUUCAUCCAUUUGGGCUCAAGCUACUUCUCCCGAAAACACUCCAGAAAAUUUUGAAGCCAUUGCUCAUACUUACAGCUUGGCUUUGUUGUUUUCUCGAGCAAAGACAUCAAAUCAUGAAGCCCUCAUUCGCAGCUUCCAGCUUGCUUUUUCAUUGAGAAGCAUUUCCCUUGAAGAAGGUUCAUUGCAACCAUGUCGGCGGCGGUCUUUGUUUACAUUAGCCACGGCAAUGAUUGUGUUUCUAGCAAGGGCAUAUGGUAUUGUAUCACUCAUACCUACUAUCAAGGCUUGCCUUACUGACACAACGGUUGACCCAUUUCUUCAUUUAGUGGAUGAUCGCAAAUUAAAAGCUGUAAAUAACUCUAACAAAUACAGUGGUCCAAGCUAUGGAUCAAAGGAAGAUGACACUUCUGCGCUGAGAUCCCUUUCAACAAUUCAAAUAUCAGAUGUUUUGACGAAAGAAUCCAUGGCUUCUCUAAUUGUGAAUUCCUUGGGAAAUAUAUCCAGUUCCGAAUCUUCUUCUAUAAUGCAGGAGAUGCUUGAAGAGUUUUCACAUGAUGAUGUUUGUCCUUUGGGAGCUCAGUUGUUUCUGGACAAUCCAAGGCAUUACUCUCCAUUUGAAACAAAUGAAUACCAUUCCCUUGAUGAGAUUGUACCCUCAGCCUUUACCAUGGUUGAUGACACUUAUGAAGUGUGUGGAAGACGACUGUCCAAUGUGGACUCCACUUUGCAGGAACCAUCUCUUUUGGGAGCCAACCAACUACUUGAAUCGGUUCUGGAAACUGCACAACAAGUUGGAAGGCUUUCAGUGUCAUGUGUGCCUGAUAUGCCCUUCAACGAGAUGGCUAAUAACUGUGAGGUGGGAAAGCAGCAAAUGAUGACAACCUUCAUGAACAUUGAGCAAAAACUCGAAUUUUCUCUUUUUGGUUCAGUGCAAGGUUUUGAAUCUCAAGCCAGUUAUUGGCACUUGGAUCAGGCUUUCCACAAGGCAAAUAUUCCCAUCGCUCAGGAAAAUUUCACGUUAAUUCCAAAUAAACCAGAUGGAGGAGUUGCCUCACUUCUGUUCUCAACUGGAUACCAGAAUCCAUCUCCUUUCUUUACACUUCCUGCAUCAAGUCCUUAUGAUAAUUUUCUUAAAGCAGCCGGUUGUUGAUCCACGAUGGUUCUGAAGGUGUUCCAGAACUUCUAGUUGGAAUAGUGUUGUAGUUGUUAAGGCACUGAGGUACUGCCCUCCAGCAUCACCUUCCUCUCAACCGUAGGGAGCUCUGGACAACCUGCUUUGGCUGUGUGAGUACUGCAGCCAACGGAGUAGUGAUUCCUUGUUGAAGGUUUGAGAUGAGGCCUGAUUUUUGUGGACCUCAUUUUCUUCGUUCUUUGUUUUAUUGAUUAUUUUCCUUUCUUGGCAAUCACAAAGUUGAGGAGAAAUGGAGCAGAACGAGGUCCUCUUUUGCUGAAACAAUGAGCACACACACAUGUAAAUUUGGACUGGUUGGCGAUGGGAUGUACUAGUGCAUUUAUUAUUCCUUUCCACAACUGUAAUGAGGGUUGGUAUUAUACGUAUUGGUAUGUUUCGAAUCUUGUUUAUGUACAAAUUGAUACACAUAAUGAGAAUGUUAUACGAUAAUGAAUAGAGAAACCACUAGUCUUGUCCUACAAAGGGAUAAUUUUGAUGUGCUAUUGAAGAAU